AUGAAGUGGAUCGUAUCUACGGUGUUAACACUUGCCGCCGUACGGCAUGUGACAGCGACAAACUCGACAUUAUGCACCCCGCGGUUAAUAAGCUACUGGAUCAACGCUAACGCAUCCGUUGGCAUUGUCACACCGGUUGAACAGGCCGGCAGCUUCGUCGAGGAAGGCAACGCUGCCUUUCCUGCUGAGGUGACCAACUUACCCAGUCUUUGCGCCGUGAGCUUCACCGUCAAGGAUGGAAAUGGCAAUUCGACGUACAGGUUCGGUCUGUUCCUGCCCGACGAAUGGAACCAUAAUAUUCUAGCCGUCGGAAAUGAUGGCUUCUCCGGGGGUAUCAACUGGCCAACCAUGGGAGCCGGAGCCAAGUACGGCUACGUGACAUUGUCAACGGAUGGUGGGCACAAUUCAACAGCGAACGACCUCACCUGGGCCCUGAACAACAAGGAAGGACAACUGGAUUUCGGACACCGGGCGCUUCACAAUUCACACCGAUUGGCGCAAAGGGUAGUUGAACGAUACUAUGGCGUCGCUUUCGAGAAGUCAUACUUUACCGGCACUUCGCAAGGCGGUCGUCAGGGGUUGAAAGCGGCGCAACUGUAUCCUUCAGACUAUUCCGCGAUCCUCAUCGGCGCCCCAGCCUGGUGGCAAAGUCAUCUGCAGAGCUGGAGAUUGUCCCGCGGGGCGUUGAACCAGCCUGCGAAUGACACAAAGCACAUCUCUGCUGAAAAGCUGACCGUCCUUGGCGACAAUGUGAGGAAACAAUGCGACUCAUCCGAUGGAGUAGAAGAUAGCAUUGUUAGCAACCCCUUCAGCUGCAACGUCGACUUCUCCCUUUUCACUUGCGGCAGUUCGGGUGUCGAUGAGUCUGCGUGUUUGAAUUCACAACAAGUCGAAGUUGCGAAGAAACUCUAUGGAACUUACGAGGUAGACGGCGUGAAAGCCUUCCCUGGCUUGAGCCCUUCUUCGGAGUAUGAGUGGGGUUCUGUGCUUGGGAACGACACCGAGCUCAACGAGGAGGCUGAAGGCUACUUCCAAAACUUCGUUUACAACAACCCUGAGUGGAGUUGGGCAUGCUACAACGAUUCGGUCCUUGCGUACGCAAGCGAAACCAACGCCGGUGACCUUGAUGUCAAUGACUUCAACUUGACGGAGUUUCAGAGCCUUGGCGGCAAGAUCAUCAUGUACCACGGCAUGGCCGAUGCUUCUGUUCCCGUUAACUCCUCAAUCGACUUUUAUGAGAAGGUUGUUAAUGCGACUGGCGGCAAUAUCGAGACUACCCGGGGUUGGUUCCGUCUUUUCCUCGUCCCCGGGCUUGGGCACCACGGCACCCACGUCGACGCACCGUGGUAUAUUGGUGGCCCAGUUGAAUAUCUGGAAAUCGCGACUGUUGGUUCAACCACGAUGACGACACCACAACCCCCGCCAUUGCCUCCUCUUGAAUCAUUAGAGGAUGCCCUAUCUGAGGAUGAGAAGGCUAUUGCUUCGCACGGAACGCUGAAGUACUCACUCUUGGGUCCCUCUCUAACGAAAGCUGGGCAGGAUUCUGUAGAUCAAUCAAAGGUGUCGGAGAUCAUUUACAACGCUUCGAAAGGCUCCAAGUUUUUCAACCGAGAAGAAGAACGAGACAAGGUUCUUACGAAAAAGAUCGAACAAAUCCUUGAAAAGAAACAUCGCCUAGAGAAGCAAGACUUGAGCCGCGAGCUUCGCCUCGCAGACCAGCUCAUCGCCCAGCUAGAACUUUCGAGAGACCUCACCCAGUACAUUGUACAUGUUGACUGCGAUGCGUUCUAUGCGGCUGUAGAACUUCUCGAUCGACCCGAAUUAAAGGACGUUCCCUUCGCUGUCGGAGGUGGAGUCCUCACAACGUGCAACUAUGUGGCACGUAAAUAUGGCUGUCGCAGUGGCAUGGCGGGAUUUGUUGCCAAGAAGCUGUGCCCAGAACUGGUGCUGCUCAAACUGAACUUUGACAAAUACAACGCUAAGGCGCACGAAGUUCGAGAAGUCCUAGUGGAGUACGACCCCCGAUUCGAGAGCGCGAGUAUCGACGAAGCAUACCUUAACAUCACGGAAUACUGCACGGAGAAAGGCAUCAGCCCUCAGGAAGCAGUUGAGCAAAUGCGACGAGAGAUACAUGAAAAAACCAGGAUUACAGUCUCGGCUGGCAUUGCAGCGAACGCUAAGCUGGCGAAGAUCUGCUCCAAUAUGAACAAGCCAAACGGCCAGUUCGUGCUACCCAACGACCGGACAGAAAUAAUGAACUUUAUGGCAAAGUUACCGCCAAGGAAGGUUAAUGGUGUUGGUCGCGUGCUAGAGCGCCAGCUGACAGAAAUUGGAAUCAAGACUUGCGCGGAUAUUUAUCCCCACCGGCAGUUUCUCCGACAAUUGUUCGGCGAGAAAGCCUAUGAGUUCCUGAUAAAUGUCUACCUCGGCCUCGGUCGCACGCGAAUACAGCCAGCGGAGGAAUAUGAAAGAAAGAGUGUAGGCACAGAAAGCACUUUUCGCGACAUGUCAGAUCCGCAGCAGUUGAGGGACAAGUUGAGAUGGACGGCCAAUGAACUGGAAAAAGACAUGAAGAGGGCACAAUGCAAGGGCCGGACAUUGGUCCUGAAAAUCAAGCUUCAUACCUAUGAAGUCUUUACCCGGCAGGUUGUGCUACCCAGAGCCAUAUGCCUUGCCGAUGAUUUGUACCAUUUUGCUCUUCCGAUCCUGAGCAAAUUGGAAGAAGAGAUGCCCGGUAUGAAUUUAAGACUUAUGGGGCUACGAUGUACGCAUCUCGUGAGCACCAAAAAACCAGACACAAUGGCGUUCUUUGGGUUUCGACCCCGGAGGUCCGAAUCAGCCGGAUCGCCAGUAAAGACUAAUGCUACUGGAACCCCAGAGACAGCCAGUAGACUUGAUCAAGAUGGUUGGGAGCAAUGGCCGGAGGAUGAAUUAUUGCAGUUCGACAAUGAUUUCGGUCUGCAAAGUGAAGUUCAGGAAGACUUCGAUGUGCAAGCAUCGGGCGGCGAGCAGAGUCCCUUGCGAAGGCACGGGAAAGAGAUUGCUCCUAAUCCAGUAAAGGAAGAUGCGCCUAUUGAGGACAUGUGGGAUUGCCCUAUAUGCAAUCGGCCUCAAGCCCCUGAUGAGAGACAGUUCAAUGAGCAUAUCGAUCUUUGUCUUUCGCGACAGACAAUUCUGGAGGCAGUUCACCAAGACGUUCCUCCUCAGUUACCUUCAAGGUCGGCAACUCCAGACUUGAAGAAGUCCAAGUCAGGCGGGGAAAAGAAGCGUGGCAGGCCGCCUGGAAGGCCAUCAAGUAAUGACCCGCGACAGAAGAAGCUUUGCUUUGGAGGAUGA
Colletotrichum truncatum is the source of this 3336-nucleotide messenger RNA. RefSeq names its product DNA-directed polymerase. Gene Ontology annotation, biological process: error-prone translesion synthesis. Gene Ontology annotation, cellular component: nucleus. The record is from RefSeq and is a predicted model, not a curated record. Gene Ontology annotation, molecular function: DNA-directed DNA polymerase activity; damaged DNA binding. Lineage: Eukaryota; Fungi; Ascomycota; Sordariomycetes; Glomerellales; Glomerellaceae.